AGUAACCAUAUAUAUUCUAAGUGAACAGUAAUUUGAUAAUUUAGAGAACUGAGUUCAGUGUAUCCGCAGAGAAUUUGUGAAACCCUGAUUUCGUAUUGAGUCCAGUGGUCCGUGUUACAAUGGCAUGUUUGAUUGUGUGCGCCUUGGUUGCCGCACUAGCAGUACUUGUAACCGCUUACAUCCAGUGGGGGUACACGUACUGGAAACGAAGGGGUCUCCCCCACAUUCCACCCACGUUCCCGUACGGUAACUAUGAACCAAUAUUUUCGAGAAAACAACAUUUCGGCGAAUGGGCGAAGAGUUUUUAUGACCAAUUCAAAUCUCGCGGAGUGAAACACGCAGGAUUGUACGUGCUAUCGAAACCAAUCUAUCUACCAAUUGCGACCGAUUAUGUAAAAAACGUCCUCCAGAACGAUUUCCGCCACUUUGUCAAUCGAGGAACUUACUACAAUGAAAAGGAUGAUCCCUUAAGCGCUCACCUGUUUAACCUCAGUGGACAAAAGUGGAGAGACCUACGCACCAAGUUGACACCAACUUUUACUUCGGGUAAAAUGAAGAGGAUGUUCAACACGCUAUUGGACUGUACUGUGCCAAUGCGCGAAGCGGUAGCAAGCCACUGCGUUGACGGAACCCCAGUAAUGAUCAAGGAGGUUAUUGCCAGAUUUACGACGGAUGUAAUUGGUUCGUGCGCGUUUGGUCUAGAAUGUAAUAGCUUCAAAGACGACGAUGCCGCCUUCCGCCAUCACGGGCGAGCGUUGUUUAACACCCAGGACAAGCUAAAUCGAGCUAAACGAGGGCUUGCUAAUAUCUUUCCAACCCUGUCCAGAAUGUUAGGUGUUGCGCUACUUCCCAAAGAGAGCACUCAAUUUUUCUUCAACGCAGUGAGGGACACAAUCCAACAUAGGGAAAAAAAUAAUGUUGUUAGGAACGAUAUGUUACAAAUUCUGAUUGAAUUACAAAAAAGUAACAAGGAAAGUGGAAAACCGAUGUUAACCAUGGAACAGAUGGCUGCUGAAGCUUUUGUAUUCUUCAUAGCCGGAUUUGAAACCUCCUCAUCAGUUACCACUCUCUGUUUGUACGAGUUGGCAAGAAAUGAAGACAUCCAAAACAAAGUUAGGGAGGAGAUCGAGAGUACUUUAAGAGAAAACGACGACGAGAUCACUUAUGAGGCAGUCAUGGGCAUGAAAUAUCUGGACCAAGUUGUUAACGAAACGAUGAGGUUGUAUCCAUCGCUGACAUUUUUAACCCGGGAAUGCGUCCAAGACUAUCCGGUACCAGACACGGAUGUGGUAAUCGAGAAGAAUACUCUGGUUGUAAUACCAUCUAUUGCCUUACACAAAGAUCCAGAGUUUUGGGACAAUCCUGAAGCAUUUGACCCUGAGCAUUUUUCGGCUGAAAAUACUCCUAAAAUUACACCAUUCACAUAUAUGCCAUUUGGUGAGGGACCUCGAACAUGCAUAGGUAUGCGAUUUGGAACAAUGCAGGUUAAAGUGGGCUUAACGACUCUUUUGAAAGACUAUGCGUUUUCUGUUUGUUCAAAAACUGUACCGCCCGUUUUGGAUAAAUAUUUAUUCAUCUCAAAUACUCGAGAUCCUGUAUGGUUGAACGUUAGGAAGAUAACGUAAACAAACAAGUGUAUCAUUCGUAAUCAUUGGGGUAUUUAUUGGCUUUGUCAGCCUGCAUUCUUUCGGUUUUAAAUCAUUUAUUUAGAAUGAAUAAGAUUUUAUUCAAGCAAGAGUAUUAUAACUUAGGGAUGAUUUAUAAAACAAAAGUAUUAAAAGCUACGCACA
Molecule: messenger RNA, 1790 nt
Organism: Photinus pyralis (common eastern firefly)
Lineage: Eukaryota; Metazoa; Arthropoda; Insecta; Coleoptera; Lampyridae
Product: probable cytochrome P450 6a14
Exons: 3
Coding region: 120-1625 (501 amino acids)
Molecular function (GO): heme binding; monooxygenase activity; iron ion binding
Source: RefSeq, a predicted model, not a curated record